AGAGACUGGGAUGUUAAUAAUUCUCAGAGGAGCUAAAACAGUUGGUGGAGCAGAAGUUUUUGCCAAGAAACCUUGGGAAAGGCUGCUGCACUGAAUAAUAAUAAAAAUUCCAGUCAGAAUUUCUUGAGACUGUUUAAUGGACAUGUUUACAGUGGUGUGGAAACUUUGGGGAAGGAGCUCUUCAUGUACUUUGGGCCAAAAGCUUUACGGAUUCAUUUUGGAAUGAAAGGCUCGCUUGUGAUUAAUCCACUUGAGUCUAAAAAUAAGAAUGGAGUUUCUCCUGUUUUUGAAGUACAGCUCACCAAAGAUCUGAUUUGUUUCUUUGACUCAUCAGUAGAAAUCAGAAACUCAACAGAAAGCCAACAGAGAAUAAGAGUGAUGGAAGAAUUAGAUGUAUGUUCACCUAGAUUUAGUUUCUCCAGAGCAGAAAAUGAAGUGAAAAAGCAGAAAGGACGGAUGCUAUGUGACGUGUUAAUGGAUCAGAAAGUGUUGCCUGGGGUGGGAAACAUCAUCAAAAAUGAAGCUCUCUUUGACAGUGGUCUCCAUCCCUCUGUCAAAGUUUGUCAGUUAACAGAUGAACAGAUCCAUCACCUUGUGAAAAUGAUACGUGAUUUCAGCAUUCUUUUUUACAGGUGCUGCAAAGUGGGAUCUGCUCUCUCUAAAUACUGUAAGGUUUACAAGCGUCCAAACUGUGGUCAGUGUUGCUGCAAAAUAACUGUGUGUCGCUUAGGGGAGAAUAACAGAAUGACAUAUUUCUGUCCUCACUGUCAGAAGGAAAAUCCUCAGCAUGUUGACAUAUGCAUGCUGCCAGUUAGAAACACUGCAGUCAGUUGGUCUUGUAGCAGAGAGGGUCAUCUUAUGGACUGUGUGGCCCAGAAAUUUGAAGAGCAGUGGACAUGCGAGGUCUGUACUCUAAUAAAUAAGCCGUCUUCUAAGACAUGUGAUGCUUGCCUGACUUCAAGGCCUGCAGAUUCAGUACUCAGGAAUGAAGGAAAUCCUUUUGUCUUUAACAACUUAGUGAAAUACCCUUGUAAUAGCUUUGGAAAACCGAAGGCAAAAGUGAAGAUCAACAGGAAAACUGCAUUUGGAACUGCAACUCUUGUUUUGACGGAUUUCAGCAAUAAGUCCAAUGCUUUGGAAAGAGAAGAAAGCCAAAAUCAUAUACCAGAUGGAGAGUUUCCAAGCCCUCCUCCUAACAUGUGUGGUAGUGAUACACUGAACACCUCCAAGGAGAGAACAAACUGUGGAAGUCAAUCAUCUAACAAAGUAAAUAUAUCACCUGUAGUCUGCUCUCAGUAUAAAUUAUUUAGUCCAGCACAUAAAAAAUUAAAAACAACCCACUACUCAUCACCAGAUCUUAAAAGUUGCAACCCUGGAUUUUCUAACAGUGAACUUCAAAACAAUUUGACAGAUGGUCCUUGCUCGUUAAAUGCCGGCAGUCCCCGCUGCAGUAAACACGGCCGCCCCUGCGCUCUCCGAGUGGUGAGGAAGGGUGGAGAAAACAAGGGCAGGCACUUCUAUGCUUGUCCUCUACCGAGAGAAGCACAGUGUGGAUUUUUUGAAGGAGCUCAUGGCAGAAGAGCAAGCCAGUGCACAUCAGGACCCAGCUGGGUUAAUGAUCCAAUCAGAGGGCCUUCUGAGCAAAGGAGAAAAGGAAUCUAUUCUGCCAGUGCUGUGCAAUGUGACAUGGAGACUUCAAGUGGAAGGGAGGUCUGUCAGCUGUGUCUUUAACCAGGCAGGAGUGUCACCAUGAAACAAAAUUAAGGACGACUCUAGGACUGGAUGGCAGAUGGCCCCUUCAGACUUUCUUCUGCUGCUACUCCCAAUGUUCAGGUGAAUAUAGUCUGUGAGUGAGAAGCGUGGAAUCAGGGACACUACCAGUGACCAAAAAGCUUGUAAAAUUGGAAAUUGAAAUAGGAUAACACAGAAAUCAAGUGAAGUUCUCUUAAUGAGCGUGUAUCAUUCAU
Odocoileus virginianus texanus is the source of this 1967-nucleotide messenger RNA. NCBI's taxonomy places the organism in Eukaryota, Metazoa, Chordata, Mammalia, Artiodactyla, Cervidae. The record is from RefSeq and is a predicted model, not a curated record.